CAUACGCUUACGCUAACUAACCUUUAUAGAUGAAUCUAGGUAUCGGAGCGCUCCAACUCUGUCAGUGACCAUGUAUCCGUCAAUGUUCUGAAAAGUUGGUUAUAGUUAGUUGGCAUAGUCGUGUAGUAAAUCGAUUAGGAUUUGUAGGUACAUGCCUGUGUUGGCCCCACGCCGAAGCCCAAUGACGGAUGCUCUUUGUACCUACCUGUUUGAACAUAGGCUUUCUUCGACAUUUGCAAAUGGCAAUUCGUUGACCUCUAACAAUUUAAGCUUCUAGACUAGGCAUCUGCGAGCGAUAGCCACUUAGCAUGCAGACGGCAAACGAUUUGAGGAUUGCAACUCAUUAUAGCGCGGGGUCAUCGGGUCGGCUUCAUGGAUACCCACCAGCUCCUGCACACCUGCGCCCCUACAUCCGUCAGCCCAGCACGCCCUUCUUGGGCAACCACCCACCAUGCAAGCAUGCCGCCUUGGUGUCGCCUGCAGGAGCAGCUACCGCCGCCACUACCUAUCGCAUGGAUGCGCUAAGACCUCCACACCCAUCAGCGCCAGUCGUGAAGUUUGCUUCGCCCAAUGCCUUGCUCUCAUCCCAGCCAUCAGCUCCAUCCAGUCAUUCCUGCAGCUCCCACGGCCGUGGCAAGCGAAACCGCUGGCCGCGACCCCCAGCCGCGGUCAAUGCCAGUUCAGCAGCAGAAGCUUUCGCCUCUCCCGGCGAAUCACGCCAAGCCUCCGACUUGCCUGCCACCUCUCAUACCCAUGGUAGCUGCGACACCAGCAGCAACAACCACGGAAGCUGCGACACCAGCAGCAGCACCAGCAGCGGCAUCGGCGCUAGCAGCACCAUGUCUGGGCCGCCGGCGCCCCGGCCCCCAUCGCCAACCAUCGAUCUCGGGGACGGUGUCAUCCUGCAGCUGCACCCAAUGCCCGAAUGCGGACUGAGCUUUGACGGAGCUUCCGACGCCGGCGGACAUUCCGACACCCCGUCCGGAGCGGCCGCAUCAGAUAAUAAUGAUGAUGAUGAUGAUGACGUUGAUGCUGAUGAUUCAGGGCUGGCGGGGUCAGAAGGCCGGAUGCUGAUAACCAGGGAUCUACGUCAGGCGUACGAGUGGAGGGAGGUACGGCGGCUGCUAGCGGCGAAUGGUGCCGUACUAGAUGCCGUACAUCUGGCGACUGCUGCACGACGCUUACGUGUACUAGCGCCGCCACCGCUCGGGAAGCGGAUGGCGAGCGAGCGGAGCCAUUUUCGGAGCUUCCUCAGCGGCUUCGUACAGUUGUGCGGGUAUCACCUCUCCGCCAUGCCACCCAAGCAGCUAGUUGCCGUACUGUACAGCCUGUCUGCGCUUCACUUCCCGCCGCCUCCCGGUUGGAUGGCUGCAUGGUUGCAUGCAGCCGGCCGGCACCUGCAGGUCGGGGGCUUCGGGCCGCGUGAGCUGGCGAAUGUGCUCGCCUCGCUGGGGCGGCUGAACUACGACCCAGGGGUCACUCGGAUGCUGCAGCUCUGCGGCGCCGUAGCGGUGUAUUUGGAG
Messenger RNA from Astrephomene gubernaculifera, 1523 nucleotides. The record is from the annotation of a GenBank genome assembly. Lineage: Eukaryota; Viridiplantae; Chlorophyta; Chlorophyceae; Chlamydomonadales; Astrephomenaceae.